AUGAGCGCCGUUCUCCCACCCGAGAUCCUCCACGAUAUCCUCGACCGCAUCAACCCCAGCUGCCACUGGGGCUGGCACUGGGGCAGCUGGUUCUAUAUAAAAGAGAGGACGUUGAUUCUCGCUCGCGCAGAUAUAACUUGGUUUCUGAACUUACGACUCGUCAACAAACAAUUCGACGAUAUCGUGAUCGACCAUUUCCACACAGCAAUUAGAGCCGGGCUCAUCGAUCACGAGCUUCCCAUUUGCCAUGGGACGCCGACGCCCUCCACGAUGGCAAUGGCAAGACGAUUACUAUGUUCGCUUGUGGGGCGUAGUCGCGAAUUUCACGGGUUAGCGACGAGGAGUGUUUACCCGCUUGUCAACACGAUUAAUGCGGGGGUGGACGGGGUCGUUGAGUUUUUCUCGCAGAGGAGCGAUAUUGACCCCGAUGAGCUCCGGACGAGGUAUCUCAGCGGCAUGAUAUCCAUGUUUGUCGGCCUGGCGGGGACUAAUUUUAUCGAUCGUGUCCUAGCUCCGGCAGGGGCUGCAGGAGAAACUAUGGAUGAUGGCCUCGACUACGAAAGAGAGGGGUGGAGCGGUGCCGCAUUGAUGGCGGCUGCGUAUUUGGGCAGAAUCGACGAUAUGGAGGCGCUGCUUGCGUGGCGUAUAGAAAAUACACCUGACCCGGCCAAGUCACUCCAUCUGCCUCUUAUGACGGCCGCGUGCGGUGGACAGGCGGACAGCGUACGGUUUCUGAUCGACAGGGGCGUCAACAUAAAUACACGUACUGUCGGAAACGGGGAUACUGCGGUGCAUUUUGCUGCCUUGGGAGGGCAUGCAUCUCUUGUGAAGUAUCUUCUAGAGGCUGGAGCGGACGCCGACGUGGUGAAUAACGCUGGUGAUACGCCGCUUCUUUGGGCUGCUGGGGGAGGACACGCGGAUGUUGUGGUGGUGCUCUUGAGGACGGGAGAGGUGGACGUGAAUUUUCGGGACCGUUUGAAGAAAGCGCCGCUGAUCUGGGCCGCGACAAGAGGGUUUGACAAUGUGGUGAAGGAGUUGUUACUGAGAGAGGAAAUCAACGUCAAUAUUAUGGACGGGGUCAAGGAUCCUAAAUACCAUCCAGGAUCGGCAGGGGUUCCUGGGGGGACUGCAUUAGAAGUGGCUGCCAUGUUGGGCAGGGAAGACGUCUUCCAGAGACUUUUUCAUCAUCCAGAGGUCUACAUGGAGUCGUCCACUAUCUUUCCACACGCAAUGGCGGGCGGCAAGGCCAGCAUUGUGGGGACAAUUAUCGAGGCAUUUCCCAACACACUGGAAGACUUCGAGUCCGUCUACAAGCAGACGGCUUGGCUCCGUGCCGCCAAGCAUGGAACUGAAGAAGUGGUACGAUACCUGCUCUCUCUCAACAAGACCCCCAUCAAUUAUCAGGAUCACGAAGGUAUGUCUGCUUUAUACUUUGCCGUCAAUGGAGGGGAUCUCGGCACUGUCAGAGCUCUUCUACAGCAUCCUGAUAUAGACGUCAAUCUGAAAACGAGCAGAGAUUGCAACUAUAAAACACCGCUCCACUGCGCAGUUAGCACACAGCGCGUGGAUCUGGAGAUCAUGAAGGCUUUACUAUCUCGACCAGAUAUCAAUGUCAACCCUCGAGAUUUUUUUGGCAGGACUCCUCUCGCUUCAGCGGCUUACAACGGGCAGGCUGAACUGGUGAAGCUCCUCCUGCUGCGCCAUGAUGUGGAUUUAUUCCCGCUGGAUAUCUAUGGAGACACCCCGUUGCUUCUCGCCGCCCAAAAAGGAAAAAUUCACGUUGUGAAUAUGCUAUUGAAGGUACCAGGUACAGAUAUUUGGCACAGAAAUCAACGGAACAAUACAGUGCUGGCGUUGGCGGCGGAGUCGGGUCACACAGAGGUUGUGAGACGAUUGCUCGAUCCGGACCUCAAGGUAACACAGGACAUUAUAUGGGAUGCCAUGGAAAAGACGAAAGAGGCGUUGGUUGCUAUUCGGAGGGGGAGACUUUUUAUCGGUACUGAAAAGAUGAGGGAUGCGCAGUUAAUGAGGAUGGAGGAGGCGUACAAGCUGCUUUCGGCCGGUCUGGAUAGGAUGGGUUCAUGA
Molecule: messenger RNA, 2085 nt
Organism: Aspergillus viridinutans
Lineage: Eukaryota; Fungi; Ascomycota; Eurotiomycetes; Eurotiales; Aspergillaceae
Product: ankyrin repeat domain-containing protein
Exons: 2
Coding region: 1-2085 (694 amino acids)
Molecular function (GO): protein binding
Source: RefSeq, a predicted model, not a curated record